Messenger RNA from Scylla paramamosain (green mud crab), 4642 nucleotides. Its product is annotated as cryptochrome-1-like. Gene Ontology annotation, cellular component: nucleus; cytoplasm. Lineage: Eukaryota; Metazoa; Arthropoda; Malacostraca; Decapoda; Portunidae. Gene Ontology annotation, molecular function: DNA binding; FAD binding. Gene Ontology annotation, biological process: circadian regulation of gene expression; negative regulation of DNA-templated transcription; entrainment of circadian clock by photoperiod. The record is from RefSeq and is a predicted model, not a curated record.
UGAACGCAGAACCUCAGUGUGUGUCAAACCGAGUUGUGUGUCUAGUGCAGUGUCUCGCACCGUGUUCACCUCCACUUCUAACAUGAGCAAAUGCGAUAAAGUUUCGGUUAAUGACAACACCUAAGUGAGUGAAGAGAAUCAUUAUGACUGGUGAAGCAAAUAAGCCCAAACCCAAACAUCAUUUAGUACACUGGUUUAGAAAGGGACUCCGCCUUCAUGAUAACCCAGCACUGCGCGCUGGCCUUAAAAAUGCAGUGACUUUCAGGUGCAUAUUCAUUUUGGACCCAUGGUUUGCCGGCUCCUCAAACGUAGGGAUCAACAAAUGGAGGUUCCUGCUGCAGAGUCUGGAGGACCUGGACACCUCCCUCAGAAAACUCAACUCCCGUCUCUUUGUCAUUCGUGGUCAGCCUGCCCACGUUCUGCCUGAGCUCUUCAGAGAAUGGAGUGGGGGUACAACAUGCCUGACCUUCGAGAAAGACCCUGAGCCCUUUGGCAAGGUCCGUGAUGCCAACAUCGUGGCUAUCGCUCGGGAAAUGGGGAUCAACGUCAUUGUCAAGACCUCCCAUACACUCUACAAGCCUGAGAAAAUAAUUGAUAAAAAUGGUGGGAAACCGCCUCUAACGUACAAAUCCUUCCAAAAUAUCCUUAUGUCCAUGGACCUGCCGCCACUGCCUCUGAGCACAAUAACUUUAGACGACCUGGAGAACAAGUACACACCUCUCAACGAUGACCACGACGAGAAGUACGGCGUCCCCAGCCUGGAGGAACUGGGUUUUGACACAGAGUCAUUGCAGCAGACAGGGUGGAAGGGCGGCGAGAAUGAAGCCCUGACUCGGCUGGAGCACCACUUAGAGAGAAAAGCGUGGGUGGCAUCUUUCGGGCGGCCAAAGAUGACCCCACAGUCUCUGUACCCUUCCCGCACAGGCCUCUCUCCCUACCUCAGAUUCGGCUGCCUCUCCUGCAGAAGAUUUUUUAAGGAACUCAACGAUCUCUAUAAAAAAAUAAGAAAGUCUCCCCCGCCACUCUCUCUCCAUGGACAGCUCCUGUGGCGGGAAUUCUACUACACAGCUGCCACAAACAACCCAAAGUUUGACCACAUGGAGGGAAACCCAAUAUGUGUACAGAUACCCUGGGACAAGAACCCAGAAGCCCUCGCUAAGUGGGCCAAUGGCCAGACAGGCUACCCGUGGGUGGAUGCAAUCAUGACGCAGCUUCGGAAUGAGGGAUGGAUCCACAAUGUUGCGCGGCAUGCUGUGGCUUGCUUCCUUACACGAGGAGACUUGUGGGUGUCCUGGGAGGAAGGCAUGAAGGUGUUUGAUGAGUUGCUCCUGGACGCCGACUGGUCUGUGAAUGCUGGCUCAUGGAUGUGGCUCUCUUGCUCCUCAUUCUUCCAGCAGUUUUUCCACUGCUACUGUCCUGUGCGGUAUGGAAGGAAGGCUGACCCAAAUGGAGACUAUAUCAGAACAUACCUGCCCGUGCUCAAAAACUUCCCAACCAAAUACAUCCACGAGCCCUGGACAGCGCCCGAGUCAGUGCAGCGUGCAAGCAAGUGUGUGAUAGGGCGAGACUACCCAAUGCCCAUGGUGGAUCACAUCAAGCAGAGUCAAAACAACAUAGAGAGAAUGAAGCAGGUGUACCAACAGCUGGCCCAUUACAGAGGCAAAAUCAACCCAGCCAUCAAGUCACCCACCAUGGACCACUACCCGUCUCCACCGCCAGACUUUGAGAAGAAGCGCAACAACAAGACGGGCAAGAGUGACAUCCAGCGAGACUCCAACUAUCGCGUCCAAGUCCAGGCCUGACUCAAACUGGCCUCGGAUGACCAUGAGUGCUAGAACUGACUUCACUCAUGUGGACUAUCACACUGACCUCCCAGCAGGAUGCACAGCAGGUCACAGGCCACAGGCUACAGGCUACUGGCCAUGGGCCACAGGCUACAGGCCACAGGCUACAGGCUACAGGCCACAGUCUACCAGCUAUGGGGUAGAGGCUACAGGCUACCAGCUCCAGGCUACAGGCCACAGGCUGCGUGCUGGGUGAUGGUGUGGCAGGGGUUUGGCUUCAAGAGAAGUGCAAUUUUCAGAUGCUAACACAUCAUCCUUGAAACAUUGAUGGCAAGAUGAUUAGACAUUUUUAACAAAGCCACAAUUAUUUUUCUAAUGUAUUUAUAAAGCUUUGUAAAUUUUGCCGUGAGAAACCUUUAUAAAGAAUUUGUGGCAAGAAAGUCAGACAGAAGGUCUUUUUAGAAAAUAUAAAAGACUUAUGUUUACGUUAAGUCCAUUGUAAUACCACAAAAAUUUAGCUGCUUUAGAAAAAAAAAGCAAAAGAUGAUUCUUAAUGCAGUUCACUCUAGGGUCUGCAUGGUUGACUAUCAUUAGUUGUAAAAUAAUUUAGUUUUGUCAUGUUGGAUAAUUACAAUGGUGAAGAGGCACCACUGCAACAAAUUACUCAGUCAUGAAAAGCAGUUCAUUGAAGAAAACGACAAAGUAGGAAAGUCCAGAGUUUUUUUUUUUUUUUUUUUUUUUUUUUAUUUAUUUUUUUUUUUAGAGUAUGAAUUACAAAAUUACUAGUCUUCAAUUAUGAUACUUCAGGUGAAUAUUUGAUUUUUUUUUUUUUUUUACAUUAUGAACAAAAGUUGCUUUCCUGGAAAGAAGGGAACGUUUCCGUGUUCUGCUCCGUGCACAGUGCCAAGAAGCAGCAAGGAGCAAGCCAGAGCUCUGCAAAACAGCUCUCCUUUUAAUCAAACUUUCCCAGGCAGUUUCUCUCUGAAUUGAAGUCAAAAUAGAAAACGAGUAAGAACAGUUGCACAAAUUGGUGAAUUGGUUCAUCAUCUUGUUAAGUAUUUGUGUGAGUGAUGAAGACAUUGGUUAUGCUGAAAAUGUCCUUUAUAAUUAUUUAAAACUACAAUGUAAGGAACAUUUUGAUAUUUAAAUGGUCAUUUGUAAAAUAAUGUAUGAUUUUUUCUAAUAUAAUGUCUUUGGCUAUCAGUAUAGUAAGUGUUACUAAUACUGUAAACAGUACCUUUGUACAAAGCUGCUAUAUUUAAUGACUUCAUGUUCCAAUGUACCUACUUAUGAAUUUCAAAAGAAGGUUUUCAGUGUGCAUGCAGUGUUUAGAGGCAUAUUUAAUUUGUCUUUAAGUUUGCAUUGAUUUCAAGCAUGCAGAUACACUGGCACAUUGCAAAGACUUCCUGACCUAUGAGUCCUGGACACAUGUGUAUAUAUUAACUAAUUUAAUUUUGUCUACUCAGAUGCCCAUUCCUUGAAAUUCCCUCAAGUAUGUGGCUAUGACACAAUUAAGAGUCUCCAUUUGUUCCUCUCCAUACACCCCACUCCUGCACACUCCAACCUUCCGUCCCUCCUCUCACUCUCUCUCCAGCACUCUACCAAAUUCACAUUGAGUCUUCCUCUUACACAUCCACAGCAUCCAUUCCACCUUUAUAGAUCCUCCUGGUUUUCUCACUGUCUCCUUUUCUCCACAUUAUGAGCAAACCAUCUGAAGGUAUUGCUUCAUUUGGCCACCUCUACCACUCCAUGCUUUGUUCUUUAUCAGACAUGUUAAUUCAUACACUUCCUUUUCCUUCAUUCAUUCUCCUCAAAUCACAAGCAUCUUUUAAACACCUCAUCCUCACUGCCUGAAUUCCUUAUCAUUGACUUUCAUCCUACAUGUCAAUCUCACUCAUACACCAGUGUUGGCACUAUCACUACCACACAGUGCUUUCUUCACCUCCACACUCACUGCCCAUCAUGCUCCCCAGACAUCCUACCACAUCCACAUGUGAUGCUUUCUUUCUAACUUCACUCUCAACAGUUUAAUGUUAUGCAGGAUUGACUCAAGUUGUUUAAGCUCAUCUACCUCUUCUAAUACUUCAGUCAAUUUGACUUCAUACUUAAUAUAUUCCACCUACAUUCUCUACAGACGUAUGAACUUCAUUAUAAAUACUAUGAGCAGACAGCAUUUUGCAUUGUCCAUAAAGUAAUGAGUGUGGAUGUGUUACAUAUGACAUUUCUCAGCAAUAGAGCACUGCUACUUUGCUUUGUCUUAUGCAGAACGAGUAUACUAUUUUGCUGCCUUGCAAUCAAACGUGAAUGAAAAUGUAUGAAUUUAACUGCAACAUGUAUAUAUCUGCUUUCAUUUUGUUACCUUUUAUUAAAGAUGUAUUUCUUUACUGAGUUGUUAGGAUGCAUAUCUGUAAAUAAGCAUUGCUAAUGUAAUAUUUUUAUCCCUGACAAAGCUGAAAUCUUGUGCCAUUCCUGCCACAGAAGGUUGACUGGUCACGUCCCAGAUUACUGCAGUGUGUGAGUGCUGCUGCACACCACACUGAUGUAAUUCAUUAUCAGAGCAGUAGAUAAAAUCCAACCAUGAGUUUCUUUGCAUCAACAGUUAAGGGUGUUAUUAUUGUUCUUCUGUCAGACCAUCAGUUAACAGUUCAUCAUUAGCUUAUCUUUAGGUAUACAAUUGUUUAAGUGUUAAAAGUACUACUUAGGGAAAGGUAUUCAGAUGUGAAUGAAUGCCUAUUAAUUUCUUACUUGUAGUGUAUUGUAUACCACUCAUGAAAAGGCUGCAAUAUAUGUGACUGAUGUGUGACAUGUAAUAAAACACUUAGUUUUGUUAUAUUGACAAGAAUAUACUUAAAAGAAUA